Coregonus clupeaformis (lake whitefish) is the source of this 2361-nucleotide messenger RNA. RefSeq lists its product as uncharacterized. The coding region runs from base 1 to 2322 and encodes 773 amino acids. The transcript has 16 exons. The record is from RefSeq and is a predicted model, not a curated record. Gene Ontology annotation, molecular function: protein binding. NCBI's taxonomy places the organism in Eukaryota, Metazoa, Chordata, Actinopteri, Salmoniformes, Salmonidae.
AUGGAGAGCUCUGAGGCCAAGCAUGAUCACCAAGGCGCUGUACUCUCUGUGGACUCCUGCUCUGCCCUGCUCCUCUUUCUCAGCUGUGGAGCUGACUCCCUGAUCAAGCUGUGGGAUGAACAGCGCUCCCUGUUGGCUGAGGUGCAGCUGGACUACUCUUUGAGCUGUGCCUGUUUCCUCAACCCCCUGGGAGACCUGCUGGUAGGCUUCAGACUCAACCUCUUCAGACUGUCCCACCACCACCUGCUUCCCUCCGCCCUCAACAAGUCCUCCACCUCGCAGGCCUCGCUCACAGAAUCAUACAUCUAUGAGAAUCCCUGCUUGACCUUUGAUAAUAAGAAGUUCAGGAAGGAGAUGGAUCCCAUUGACAUGGAAAAUUACAUUGAGCCUUACCUGGGGGUUGACUUCACUAGCCAGUUCACUCUUCAGCCACUAGAGGGCCCAUAUUUCUCUGAGGAGCAUGAACAGGAGUCCAGCGUGGAUGAGAUGAUGCCAGCUCCCUCCCUGACAUACCAGUCCCUGCCCAGUCCCAUCUCCUCUCGGUCUGCCCUAUCAUUCAGAACCCUGCUCCUCACACCUGGACAGUCCACCACUGACCUCAUACAGAUCCUGGCACAAGAUCAGUUAUUGAGGCAGCAGUCUCCCCAACCUGCUGAGUCCACCCAAGAGUUGGUCCAAUCAGAGGAAACCGAAUCCUGGGAGGUCCAAUCAGACAUACUAGAGACGGCUGCUGCAUGGAGCGUCCAAUCAGACCGCAUUACAAUAGAGUGUCCAGACUCUCCGAAAGAGGAACACCCUUCCACAUUUCUUAAACCAUCAGUCACAAUAUCCCCACCACCAGUUUCAGUGGAGAACGUUGUGCCGAUAUUUGUGCCAACCAGCAUCGUGAAGGAGCCGUCUGCCUCACGCUUCGCCAACAUUUGCAUCACCAUCCCCGACAUCCACAGACCCACCGUGAAGAUAGCUGUUCCCAGACCACCGCCUCUUCCUGUUACAGCUCCCCCAGCUGCAGAGGUCAGACGGCAGCAGUGCCCUGAGUCACAGGCUCCCCCUCCCCUCCCCACAGAGGCCACAAAAGCUCCCCCUACACAGGUUCCUCGGAAAGCUAGGCAGCCUGUGGUCUCCCGCCUCCAUACCUCACCAGGGACAGUCAGAGGGAGCCAGACUGCUGUUGUCUCUAAGAGCAGGCCCAGAGAGAGCACAUCUGACCUGAGACAGCCCUCUCAGGGGCCUCAGAGGAGAGCAAGCUCUUAUAGGCCACCUGCAGCCAAAGGUCAAAAGGUCAAGCAGAAGGAGAGUGAGGAUAGGACUCCCAAAAAGACAACCUCUGCAUCUAGGAGAGAGUCCAGCCACACCCCCAGCUCUGUACCUGACAGAAGACCCAGCACUCUGCCCAUUAGAUUAGCCAGCCCUGUGGCUGACCCACCCCCCAGCCACACCCUUACCUCAGGCAGGAGUAUCAGGUUCCCGAGUCCCUCCGAAGGCCCAGAUAUGACCAUAGUGGAUGUGUCUUUACUCCCAUCAAUCACACAACAUCAGAUGUCCUCUACUUUAGUGAAGGUCAACACAGAUAAGAGAUCUGCCAAAGACCGAGCCAAGAAAGGCAGGAGGACACGGAGGCACUCUGCUUUACGUCAGUUGGGGAACAGUGUUGAGAGCUGGAUAGAGAAGGAGCUCCUGAGACAUGAGUACCUGCAGAAGGUGCAAAGAGAGAGAACCCAGCGGGCCCAUGAGAGUAGAGGGGACCUGGAGCUCCAGCGCCUCCAGCAGUGGGUCAACCAGGCCCACCACACCCGCUGUUGGAGUGCCCACCCUGGGGGCUACGAGAGGCAUAUAUUUGACGCUCUAGGAUCUAGGCAAUGUGAGCAGGGUAGGUACCUGAGGACAUGCCCCACCAUCCAGCUCCAUAAUGGGGGUACCCCCCCCAGUCACCUGCCUCCCCCCAGUCACGCUGCAUCUCCACCCCUGGUCUCACCCUGCCACCCCACAGCCAAAACCCUGCAUCAGGCCUGGGACUCCAAGGAAGAUCAGCCUUACAGGCUCCCGAUGUCUCAUUUCUCUCUGUCGCGGACCAUGGAGCACAAGCCUGUGACUAGGGAGGAUCUAUGGGAGGUGGACAGAAAGGCAGGCAUUCUCCUGCUCCAGAGACCCAACUCUGGAAAUUCUAUCCCCAGCAAAGGACGCUACACCAUGGCCAAGGCCCUCCCUAUACUUGUCAAGCAUCCCAACUCACAACUUGAAGAAAGGCUACUGAGGGACUGCUUCCCUAAACACUACCGUGCUCUAUUGGUCAAAUCUACUUCCCCCACACUCCUACUGUGAAGACGCUGCACAAUAUAAGCCUAACCUACCUCACCUACA